AUGGCUCCGAGGGAUAGCAGUACUAGCCGGCACCGAGAAUCGGGUACACAUCGCAAACAUGAUCGCGGCCACAAGUCGUCUAGAGACCGUUCAUCGCGCAGGCCCGCCACGGACUCUGAAGCCGCAUCUAGUGGUCCGCCAUCCAGCAGUGGACAGAGACUAUCUCUCAAUGCGCUGUCGCAACUGAAUCAAUACAAUUCCACACAUCCUACUGUGGAACCGCCCAGAGCCGAGCGGCCCAGGAAAACGAGAGAAAGAAGGCCGCGCCAGGAUGACUACAUUAUUGUAGAGCCCGAGGAAGACUCGCCGCGGGCCGAGCGCCGGCGAAGGCGUGAUUACACAGACGAAGAAAGAGAAGCACGACGAGCUGCAAGACGAGAAAGAAGGCGACGGGAAGCACUUACCGAUGAUGAAUACGAAACACUGGCAUUGAGACGAGAAAGAAAUCGAAGCCGGGGAGGGGCAGCUCAUGACUCGGAGCGAGAACAUGAGGCGCCUAGAAAAAGUCGAACACGCAGGGAGGUGGCAACCGACUCGGAGAGAGAUCCAGAUUCUAGAAGAAAAGAGCAACGACUACUGGAUGUUGGUCCGAACGACGAGGAUGAACUACGCUGGGAGAGAUAUCGCAACCGCGACAAACGCAAGAAGCGCAUCGUCAGUGGCGCUGUAGUCGAAGAAGGGAGGGCAUCGUCGAAAAUGCGCAUGCGCGGCGGCGCAGCAAGCAAACAUAGCAGCUAUGACAGCGUGGCUGCAGAAAAGGAAGAAUUAUAUCAAAGCACAAAGCCACCUGCUAACAAGAAAAAGAAGCGAUGGAUUAUUGGUGGCAUUGUUCUCAUCAUUCUCAUCGUUGUCAUCGUCGUGGCGGUGGUGGUGUCCAAGAAGAACAGCAAUUCCGGCAGUUCAACUUCAUCGCUGGAUGACAUGAGUGAAAGCGACAUUCCCGCAGCCGCCCGUGGCACCUACCUUGAUCCAUUCACAUGGUACGAUACAACCGAUUUCAACGUGACAUACACCAAUGAGACUGUGGGUGAUCUCCCCAUCAUGGGUUUAUAUUCCAGCUGGGACGACUCCGCGGCUGCCAACGACAAGGUGCCCGCCCUCGGUGACUCCUGGGGUGACUAUGCUUCGACGCCAGCAAGGGGCGUCAAUUUGGGAGGUUGGCUGAGUCUGGAACCUUUCAUCACUCCGUCCCUCUUCAACUAUGACAGUAAGCUAGAGAUUAUCGACGAGUAUACUCUCUGUCAACACCUAGGCGCCAAGACUGCUGCCAGUACCAUCGAGAAGCACUACGCGACAUUUGUGACAGAGUCGACGUUUAGUGAGAUUGCCGACGCCGGCUUGGACCAUGUGCGCAUCCCUUAUUCCUACUGGGCUGUAAUCACAUAUGACGACGAUCCCUACGUUUUCCGAACCUCCUGGCGAUACCUUCUUCGCGGAAUCGAGUGGGCACGAAAGUAUGGGCUUCGCGUGAACCUGGAUUUACACGCCUUGCCCGGUUCACAGAACGGAUGGAACCACAGCGGGCGGCAGGGAGAAAUCCGAUGGUUGAACGGUACAGAUGGAGACACAAACAGACAGCGAAGUUUGGAUGUUCAUGAUCGUCUGUCAAAGUUCUUUGCCCAAGAUCGCUACAAGAACAUUGUAGCGUUUUACGGUCUCGCCAAUGAGCCACGCAUGGUAAAUUUGGACGCAGACGCUGUUGUCUCUUGGACAACCGACGCGUACAAUCUGGUGCGCGGGAAUGGUAUCACUGCCAACGUCGUCUUUGGCGAUGGCUUCAUGGGCUUGGAGAACUGGCAGGGCAAGCUGACAGACAUGGACGGCCUUGUGCUCGACGUGCACCAGUACGUCAUCUUCAACAACGACCAGAUCGUCUACACCCAUGAGAAGAAGGUCACGUACGCAUGCGACGGCUGGACGCAGCAGACACAAAUUAGUCUGGACACAACGACAGGCUACGGCCCGACCAUGUUUGCCGAGUGGUCUCAGGCCGACACGGACUGUGCCGAGUACGUGACUAACGUUGGCUGGGGCAACCGGUGGGAGGGAACAUACGACUCGGGCAACACGUCGACCGAAGCGCUGACGCCGCGGUGUCCCACGACUAACUCGAGCUGUAGUUGCACCAUGGCCAACGCCGACGUGGGCUCCUUUUCGGACGAGUACAAGGACUUCUUGCUCCUCUUCGCCCAGGCCCAGAUGACGAGCUUCGAGUACGGCUGGGGCUGGUGGUACUGGACUUGGGACACCGAGUCAGCGCCGCUCUGGAGCUACAAGCAGGGUCUGGCCGCCGGGAUCCUGCCGGCCAAGGCUUACGAGAGAGACUUUAGCUGUGACAGCGAUGUUCCUGAUUUUGCGAGCGCUGGCUUGAGCGAGUUCUACUGA
Molecule: messenger RNA, 2385 nt
Organism: Pestalotiopsis fici W106-1
Lineage: Eukaryota; Fungi; Ascomycota; Sordariomycetes; Amphisphaeriales; Sporocadaceae
Exons: 2
Coding region: 1-2385 (794 amino acids)
Biological process (GO): glucan catabolic process
Cellular component (GO): extracellular region; cell surface
Molecular function (GO): beta-glucosidase activity
Source: RefSeq, a predicted model, not a curated record